Messenger RNA from Zootermopsis nevadensis, 829 nucleotides. RefSeq names its product mitochondrial import inner membrane translocase subunit TIM14. The record is from RefSeq and is a predicted model, not a curated record. Lineage: Eukaryota; Metazoa; Arthropoda; Insecta; Blattodea; Termopsidae. Gene Ontology annotation, cellular component: PAM complex, Tim23 associated import motor. Gene Ontology annotation, molecular function: ATPase activator activity. Gene Ontology annotation, biological process: protein import into mitochondrial matrix.
CUUUGGACUAGUCUAACUUCUCGGCAAUUCUACUCGAUCUGUAGUACACGGUGAUUUGAAAAUCUUUCGUGAGUGCCUGAGCUUUUAACAGACAGAAUUUAAGUGAAUGGGCCUGCGACUUUUUCCUGAAGAUAAUUGGAAUGGCUAGCAGUGUCAUACUUGCAGGUCUCGGAUUAGCAGCCAUGGGGUUUGCUGGACGAUAUAUCAUACGGGCUGUGCCAGGAAUGUCUCAGAAAAUGAGUGACACCAUGAAGGCUUUUCCUAAAAUUGACCCUUCAUCAUUUGCAAACAACAAGUAUUAUAAGGGUGGAUUUGAACCAAAAAUGACGAGACGAGAGGCAAGUCUCAUUUUAGGAAUUUCACCAACUGCAAGUAAAAUGAAAGUUAAGGAAGCACACAAGAGGAUUAUGGCUCUGAAUCACCCAGACCGUGGAGGAUCACCUUUGUUGGCAGCUAAAAUUAAUGAAGCUAAGGACUUGCUAGACAGUGGAAAAUCAUGAGGGCAUUUGGAAGUUGUAGUUUUGUUAAAAUAUGCAUGAAGCAAGGAAAUAUUUUUACUGAUAUGUUUUCAUAAUCAGAUGUGUAAUGUUUGUUCGCGACUGUAAUCUUGAGACUUUCUGGGUGAGGCAGUGGGUUGAAGGAGGAGAAAUAGUGUCUGCUAUGCAGUAGCCUUUAAUGCUUCAGACUUCCUGCAUUCCUUGUAAGUCUCAAGAUUACAGUUGCGAACAGUAGGUAGCCAGGAAUCAUGUUUUAAAUUUACAUCUUGAAAUAAUUUUAUUUGAAACUAGUAUUAUGAACUGUAAAUAUUAUAUAUUUUUUGCCAAAAUUA